Molecule: messenger RNA, 753 nt
Organism: Carassius auratus (goldfish)
Lineage: Eukaryota; Metazoa; Chordata; Actinopteri; Cypriniformes; Cyprinidae
Gene: ndufab1b
Product: NADH:ubiquinone oxidoreductase subunit AB1b
Exons: 5
Coding region: 53-526 (157 amino acids)
Biological process (GO): fatty acid biosynthetic process
Cellular component (GO): mitochondrion; respiratory chain complex I
Molecular function (GO): acyl binding; acyl carrier activity
Source: RefSeq, a predicted model, not a curated record
AAAUCACACAAGAAGAAGAAGGAGACGCAUUGUGGAAUAGGAAUUCACAAAUAUGGCGUCCCGUGGGCUCGCGUACUGCAUGCGCUCCUUCGCCCGCUCCACUGCAAGGUUAAAUCAUGGCAAAGCGUUCACAAGAUCCGCCUGCGCACCUCUCGUGUCAACGCAACGAGCGCUCGGUGUCACUGCGUGCAGCCAGCGGACGAGGUGGACCGAACUAGUGCGGAUUUCAGGUCCCUCUGUUCAUCUGUGUCGGCAUUACGGGGAUCUUCCUCCCCUCACUUUAGGGAACAUUGAAGAGCGUGUCAUGUACGUCCUUAAACUGUAUGACAAGAUCAGUCCAGAGAAGCUGCAAACAUCGUCUCACUUCAUGAAAGAUCUGGGGCUGGACAGCUUGGACCAGGUGGAGAUUAUAAUGGCUAUGGAAGAUGAGUUUGGAUUUGAGAUACCAGACGCAGAGGCCGAGAAGCUUAUGACUCCUGCGGAGAUCGUACAGUACAUCGCCGAUAAAAAAGAUGUGUAUGAAUAGAAGCAAGUCAUAUGAUUUUUUUUUUUUUUUUUUCAGGUACAGAUUGACUCUGUAUUAAUAUGAAUGUUUGGCUGCAUCCACACAGUGUCCAGUUUCUGUCAAAUCAUUUUCUUCUGUCUCUUGCUUGUGGAGUCAGCUACCUUGUCAUGUACUGUUGUAUUUAAUAAAAAUGGAACCAUAAACUCAUUGUAACUUGAGCUUCAAAUAAAGCCAAGACUAAAUUGUAA